Messenger RNA from Anoplopoma fimbria (sablefish), 4148 nucleotides. It is a transcript of the gene smg8, whose product is annotated as SMG8 nonsense mediated mRNA decay factor. Bases 225 to 2993 code for a protein of 922 amino acids. The transcript is spliced from 7 exons. The record is from RefSeq and is a predicted model, not a curated record. Gene Ontology annotation, biological process: nuclear-transcribed mRNA catabolic process, nonsense-mediated decay. NCBI's taxonomy places the organism in Eukaryota, Metazoa, Chordata, Actinopteri, Perciformes, Anoplopomatidae.
GAAGGAGGCCAGCAUGUCUCUCCCGGUGAGCGUGUCGGCGCUGCUCCGGUCGGACCUCCAGGAGGACGCCUUGUACCGGGACGACGGGCUGUGCGUGGUGGGCGUGUUCGCAUGAAGGAGGCCAGCAUGUCUCUCCCGGUGAGCGUGUCGGCGCUGCUCCGGUCGGACCUCCAGGAGGACGCCUUGUACCGGGACGACGGGCUGUGCGUGGUGGGCGUGUUCGCAUGAAGGAGGCCAGCAUGUCUCUCCCGGUGAGCGUGUCGGCGCUGCUCCGGUCGGAGCUCCAGGAGGACGCCUUGUACCGGGACGACGGGCUGUGCGUGGUGGGCGUGUUCGGUAAGAGCAGCGCGCAGCCCGGCCCGCAGAAGGAGUCCGUCGUCAACAGCCUGGCGGACCAGCACGUCUUCCCGCUGUACGGUGGCCCGGAGGACGGCAGCCUGCAGGCGUUCUACCAGCAGGAGAACCGGGUUCUCUACCUGCUGCUGUCCUCCGCCUGCGACAGCCGACACAUGCUACGCGCCUGCGAGUCCCUGAGCGCGGGCACGGCCCACGCGGACGCGCACGCCGUGUGGGCCGGCCUGGAGCGGCAGCACUGCCUCCACCUGCUCUACCUGUUCUCCGUCAGCCACGUGUUGCUGCUGGUGCACCCCAAUCAGACGUUCGACGUGACACACGACCGGCUCUUCCGGGCUCUGGACGCGCUGAGGCAGAAGGUGCUGCCUCUGAUCCGGGCAGCCAUCAAGGACUGCCCGGUGUCCAAGGAGUGGAAGCUGAACUGUCGGCCGUGUCCUCCGCGGCUGCUGUUUGUGUUCCAGAUGAACGGAUCCCUGAAGGUCUCUGCAAACGGCUCAGAGUCUGGAGGAAACCCCGACAAGCCCAAGAAGCACUCACCCCGGAGACGUCUGCAGCACGCUCUGGAGGACCAGAUUUACCGAAUCUUCCGUAAAAGCCGAGUCCUGACCAACCAGAGCAGCAACUGCCUCUUCACCGUUCCCGCCAACCAGGCGUUCGUGUACGUGAUCCCGUCAGCGGACGAGGACCCCGUGGGCUCCUUAAUCGACCAGCUGCGCUCCAACUGCACCAUGUGUGAACAGGACACCGCCCCCGUGGUGUCGGGGCCGAGGCGCUACCAGCAGAUGCGGCGUUCAGCUCGGCUGCCCAGCUGCGGCGGAGACCCGACCAGCGUGCUGAUGGGCGGUCAGCUGGUGGACUGCAGCCUGAAGGAGUUCCUCUGGCAGCACGUCGAGCUGGUUCUGACCAAGAAGGGCUUCGACGACAGCGUCGGACGAAACCCGCAGCCGUCGCACUUUGAGCUGCCGACCUACUCCAAAUGGGUCCAGGUGGCCUCGCGGCUCCACCAGGUCCUGAUUGGAAACGCAGAAGAAGAAAUCGCGGAGCUGGCCUCCAAGGUGCAAGGCCAGCUGAAGGUGCUGGAGGGUUUCCUCGACGCCGACACAAAGUUCUCAGAGAACAGGUGUCAGAAAGCUCUGCCGCUGGCCCACAGCGCCUACCAGUCCAACCUCCCCCACAACUACACCACCACGGUGCACAAGAACCAGCUGGCCCAGGCUCUGCGGGUCUACAGCCAGCACGCUCGCGGCGUGGCGUUCCAGCGCUACGCUCUGCAGCUCCACGAGGACUGCUACAAGUUCUGGAGCAACGGACACCAGCUGUGUGAGGAGCGGAGCCUGACGGACCAGCACUGUGUUCACAAGUUCCACCUUCUGCCUCAGCCAGGAGAGAAAACCGACAUGGAUCGCAACCCGCCCAUCCUGAACCACAACAGCAGGGGGCGCUCCACCAGCUCCUGUAACUGUGGCAGGAAACAGGCGCCCCGCGAGGAUCCGUUUGACGUCCAGGCCGCCAAUUAUGACUUCUACCAGAUGCUGGAGGAGAAAUGUUGCGGGAAGCUGGAGCGGAUCGAGUUCCCCGUGUUCCAGCCGAGCACCCCCGACCCGGCGCCGGCCUGCAACCAGGCCCCGCGGCCCCCGAGCGAGACCUCGGCCUCGGCAUCCGGGGAGGCGGAGCGGCUGAAGGAGCCGAGCACCGCUCAGAGCCACACGCCCGCCGACACCAGCCUCAGCCUGGCUCUGAGUCUGGGUCAGUCCACCGACAGCCUGGGGCCCUACGGGGACGGAGACGGGACCGAAACUCAACAAGUCCAGCAGAAGAGACCGAGCCUUGUGGACCGGCAGCCCUCCACGGUGGAGUACCUCCCCGGGAUGAUGCACUCCGGAUGCCCCAAAGGUCUGCUCCCCAAGUUCUCCAGCUGGUCUCUGGUCAAACUGGGUCCGGCUAAGUCCUACAACUGCCACGCCGGUCUGGAGCAGCCCGGCUUCCUACCGGGCUCCUCCUUCCUGCUGCCGUGGGACUUGGUGAUCCGGUCCCGCUCGGAGGAGGACGCGGGGCUGACGGAGCCCUCUUUGGACGGAGGCACCUCCUCGUGGCCGGCGCCCAACAAGACCCUGGUGGGGAAGCGAGGGAGCACCGGAGGUCUGGGGAGGAGCCGCAGGAGGGACGACGUGGCUCGGAUCUUCGUGGGCUUCGAGUACGAGGACGUCAGAGGGAGGCGCUUCAUCAGCUGCGGGCCGGAUAAGAUCGUGAAGGUGCUCGGGCCGGGCGGCGCCAAAGACCCGGCCACCAGGGUGCUGAACACCGACAUGCCGCUGUACAUCCCGUCCCCUUCACAGGGCCGAGGACUGAAGUCACACUUCGCCCAGCUGACUCGACUAUUCAUUGUGGUGCCCGACGCUCCUCUGGAGGUCACUCUCAACCCACAGGUGCAGCCCGGUCCUCCUCCCUGCCCUCUUUUCCACCCAGAGAAGACGGAUAUAGUGUUGGCACCUGAUGCUCUUUGGGUUCUGCGGUUCCCUUACUCCUACUCUACGGAUCGCGGCCCCUGUUACCCCCCCAAAGAGAACCAGCCCCUCAACAACCACAAGGUGCUGAGAGCCAUCCUGAAGGCCACGACCGCCAACCCACCGCCACAGUGAGCUUUUCACAGUAUGAAGGACUUCUUAUUUAUUUAACAGCUGAUACGAGCUGAGAAUGUUUUGGUUUGAAUCCCCGGACCUCAUCGGACCGCGUCAGACCAAAUAUCUGGUCUGGUUUCCUUUAAAUGUGUUGUGUAUUUUGAGUCCUGCACAAGUCAAACAAAUUCCCUUUCAUGCUCCCGGAGGAAGAACACAUUCUGUGGUGCCAUUCCAAACUUUAAAGUUGAAACAUUUUUUUGCUCAGAGAAUAAUUACAUUUGUUUAUUUGUUUAUUUUCGUGUGAAAUGCACAUUAACAGCUCUUACGUCUUGUUUUUUAAAGGCUCCACCAAGCCAGGGUUUUUUAGGUUUACACAUGUGGAAAAGCUCUAAUUUGGUGUUUUUUGCUGGACUUGUGGCUGAAACAGACAGGAAAAAAUGCGUUUAUAAAUUUAACCGGUUUAUGAACAGUCUGAACUAAAGAAGCCACAACUCCUUUCUUUAAAUCCCCCUAAAUAUAAUUUAUUAGCAAUACGUAAACAUUUAAUAAAUGAUCUAUAACUGUAAUGUAGUUGUAUGCGGAUAUAAACACAAAAUAAUGUUUUUGUCAACAGCUAUAACUUCUCCUGUGAGCAAAUGUAGACUGGUGUAUAUAAACAAAUAAUGAGUGACAAUUUAGUUUAACAUAUAUUCAGAGGAGAAGGUAUUACUACAGACAAAUAUUGUAGAUUAUAUACAUAUACAUAUACACAUUCUUAUAGUGCGUUAUAGACCAUUAAUAAUAUGUUUGUGCGCUGCUCAUAAAUGUGAUUUUAGGGGACUUCAGUAUUCUGCAUCAUGUGUACUACAGUAUCACAACAACACAUGUAUACUAGUACUACUAUAUUACGCUCAUUACUACUUAGACAGACGUACCCGACACUCUGGGGACUGGAGAGAAAACAUAUUCAUGUUUUACUGUAAAUAAAAACAAAUACUUGUUUGUCAUUCUUUGUCAAAUGUUAUUGUUUGAUAUCAUCAAACAUAAACCUGAAAGAGAAAGGUUCAGGCUUUUAUGGUGCAUUAUUCAUUUUGUCCACUAGAGGAGGUCGGACUCCUUCAUCUUGGUUAAAAAUCCUCAUCAUCAAUAUGUGAAGAAAAACAGCACUUUUAAAUUGUUGACCUACAUUAAACUAUU